Phoenix dactylifera (date palm) is the source of this 528-nucleotide messenger RNA. RefSeq lists its product as uncharacterized. Lineage: Eukaryota; Viridiplantae; Streptophyta; Magnoliopsida; Arecales; Arecaceae. The record is from RefSeq and is a predicted model, not a curated record.
AUGGGCAACUACGUCUCCUGCGCCCUCUCCACCGUUCCGAGCAGCAGAGCAAGAGCCGUCAAGGUUAUCCUGCCGAGCGGCGACGUCCGGCGUAUCAUCGACGGGCCGGUGAACGCGGCCGAGAUCAUGCUCGACACCCCCGGACACUUCCUCGUGAACUCGCGCUCCAUGCAGCUCGGUCGGCGCUUCGCGGCGCUCUCCGCCGACGAGGACCUCGAGAUGGGUGACGUCUUCGUUAUGAUGCCUAUGAAGAGACUCAACUCCAUCAUAACUGCGGCUGAUAUGGCUAGAUUGUUGCUGGCUGCUAACAAAGAAGUCCGGAAGUCGAGGGUCCAGCCGGAUUCUUCCUCUUCCUCCUCGUCGCAAGGGUCGCCGGCGAAUCCCGUGGCGGCGCCGGCCUUGGAUGAUGUGGACGACGACGUUCCGACGGCGAUGGGGACAGGGGAGUUUAAGUACAGAUUGAGCAUGUGCCGGUCGAGGAAACCGACGUUGGAGACCAUCGCAGAGGAGGGCAUCAUCUCAAGAUGA